This is a messenger RNA of Medioppia subpectinata, 1482 nucleotides long. The record is from the annotation of a GenBank genome assembly. NCBI's taxonomy places the organism in Eukaryota, Metazoa, Arthropoda, Arachnida, Sarcoptiformes, Oppiidae.
UGCGGAGAUAUCGGCGACUUUACUACAGAAAACAUAAGUAGCUUUGAAUACUGUGUUAGACUUGUUUGCAACCAAUUCCUGUUGAAUGGAAGCAGUGGUCGAUUAAUAUCUGAUAAGAGAGUUCGCGUAAGCAUUAAAUCAUUAGCGUUAGGAUGUGUUGCAGCCGUUGUACGCCUUCACCCGAAGACACUCAUUAUUGAACUGUUUCUUGAAUGCGAUAAAACUUUACAAAAAUCAGAUUCAUCCCAGAAAAUAUGGGAUAUUCUUCUAUACUCGACACACACUGACCCACAAAUUAGAGGACAAAUUGCUAUAAUUAUUGGACACUUUAUCGAUGAAGUUCUUAAAGAGUCUCAAACUUUUAACGAAUUAAAGGACAAUCCGUAUUGGCUAAUAAAGACAGCACUCGUCGAUCUAAAAAACGGAAUUAUUGUUAAGAAAGAAAGUCUUCAAAAGAGGAUUUUAAAUGAAGUAUUUUUUCCAUUUCUGGCCGACGAAGACUUUAGAGUGAGAGAAGCGACCGCUCACUCGCUGUGCAAUUUAAUACCAGUGCUAUUCACUCCUGCCAUACACUUGGAUAACGACCCGAUAACAGCCAUUGCAUUCGAGCACACAAUCAAAAACCUCUUACAGAAAGACUUAACAUUUAAAGACUUUGAAGCAAAUAUUCCUCCAAUUAAGGCAUUCAUAGAUCCACUAAAUUCUCAACAUUUGAUUUUGAGCGCAAAAAAUCGUUUAAUUGAAGCCAAUCUCUCAGAUAUAAUAAUUAAUUUGUUAAAUUCACUGCAAUUCAAUUUAGACAACAAACACGCUCUCAUCGGUUACUGCAAUGCUUUGGCUUUUUUAUCCAACAAAUAUCCUAUCACUGAAUAUCCCGACUGUUGGGGCUCUGACUUAUCGGAGACGUCUGUUUCAAUGCAAUUACUGGACAUUUGUAUGACAUUACUGUCAACCAGUUCUCUAGUGGUGUUAGACCUAACCGCACACCAAAGCGUAUUGUCUCUGACCGGAAAUCUUUGCGAGGGUUUGGCUUAUAAUGCAAUUAAAACCAAUUUUAAGAAUAGCGUCGCGUUUGCACCCGAUCUCGAUUGGGGUCUAUUAAGUCAUGUUUCGCCACAUUUAGUGCAACAAUUAGAGGCCAUUUUCACUCAUUUAAUGCGAAUUAUGAACAUUUACUCGUCUAUUAUUGACGAGCCGUUGUUGACUUCGACAAACAUAAUGAGCACUUUAACCAAUUAUAAUAAAAUGCCUGUCAUUCAGACACUUUCUAACUCACCAUUGAGUCCAAUCAGAAGGAAAUCAUUGCUCAAGACAUCGGAUUUAAGUGAUAAAAUGGAUUCAAUGAAAAGAAGUGAUUCUGAAAAGUCAGAUAAAGACAAAUUCACAAAAUACGGCUCGAAUACACUUCUUGUCCGCUUAAGCGAAAUGAUUAGAGCCUCAUAUCUCAGUAAUAAGACUUCUAUGGAUUUAAGUGGAGAUAAG